Molecule: messenger RNA, 945 nt
Organism: Quercus lobata
Lineage: Eukaryota; Viridiplantae; Streptophyta; Magnoliopsida; Fagales; Fagaceae
Product: gibberellin 2-beta-dioxygenase 2-like
Exons: 3
Coding region: 1-945 (314 amino acids)
Source: RefSeq, a predicted model, not a curated record
AUGGCCACGUCCUCUGGAACCCCCCUUGGCUCCAAAAACCUUCCUACCAUCGACCUUCGGGACCAUAGAUCAAAUGUGUCAAAGAGCAUUGUUGAGGCAUGUGAUCAAUUUGGGUUUUUCAAGGUGAUCAACCAUGGUGUCCCAAAGGACAUUAUAGAAAAAGUACAACAAGAAGGGUUUAGUUUCUUUGCUAAACCAACGUUUGUAAAACAACAAGCUGACCAAGCUAGCCCGGCCAAUCCUCUUGGCUAUGGCCACAAGAAUAUAGGUGCCCUUGGAGAUAAAGGAGAGCUUGAGUAUCUUUUACUUAGUACUCACCCAUCUUACAUUGCUGAAAAAUCCAUUACCAUUUCUGAUGAUCCUUCACGAUUCAGUUCUGCCGUAAAUCGUUACAUCCAAGCAGUUAGGGAUCUAACAUGUGAGCUAUUAGAGCUGAUAGCAGAGGGGCUAUAUGUCAAGGACAAAUCGGUUUUCAGUGGGUUGAUUAGGGACGUAGAGAGUGACUCACUCCUCAGGCUUAAUUACUAUCUACCCACUUCUAAAGAUGAUGGUAUUGGGUUUGGAGAACAUUCUGACCCUCAGCUCUUGAGCAUUCUUACAUCAAACAAUGUUGCUGGCCUCCAAAUUCUUGUUGAAAAAGAUGCGUGGAUUAGUGUCCCAGCUGACCCCAAUGCCUUUUGGGUUAUUGUGGGUGACAUGUUACAGGCUCUAACAAACGGAAGAUUUGUGAGCGUCCGGCACAGGGUAUUAACAAAUACAUCCAAGCCUAGAAUCUCAAUGGUAUAUUUUGGAGCUCCCUCCCUGCAAGCAUCAAUUUCUGCACCUCCAGAAUUGCUUAGACCCAUUGGCCACUCUCUCUACAGGACCUUCACUUGGAAAGCGUACAAGGAAAAAUUAUACUCACAAGGUCUCGCGGCAACACGUCUUGAUGGUUUCAAGAAAUAG